AUGGACAACGAAACAACCGAGAGAAGUUCCCAGUGUAAUGGCAUCGUGAGCCCUUGUCAAGAAGCACCUGUCGAACUUCUCGGCACCGGCCCAACGAAUCAAGAUCUUCUCGAAAAUUUCGAAAUCACAGGUACAGAAUACGAUGAUAUACUCGAAUCCAAGAGUACAGCCCCAACAGUGUCAUCAUACCAUGGUAUUCCUGCAGCCUUGAGCCAUGAGAUGGCAAAAUUUCUUUCCAACGACCAGCUAGCCAAGUUAAAAGACCUCCUCCAGACACAUUUGCCUUCCCCAGUCGGCAACCCAGAGAUACCUGUUGAAGGAUGCCCACUUCUCAAUGUGCUGAACCUGGACUGCCGCAGGCUGAUCUGGAAGCGUUUGCUGCUGAACCCACUUCUUGGGGAGAGUUUUGCCAUCGACGAUGAUCAGGCCAGCUUCGGGUUGUUCCCCACGAUCUUAAGAAUUAAUAGUCAGAUUUAUAAUGAGGGCAUGAAUAUCCUCUAUGGCAGCAACAAAUUCUUGAUUGGGUGCAUGCCGUACAAGCCAUAUUCCUUGGCCGAUUGGUACCCCAAAUCGUGCGCUUUGACCAGGGCCAAGCACCUUAAUUACACAUAUGACAACGUAUUAGAAAGUCAGAACAGCGUUAUUCCAGCUGCAAGAUAUGUUCAGCACUGGAAGAUUUUGAUCAGUGCUGUUGUCCCUCCACCAUACGCAACAGAGAAGGAACUCUUGUAUCUGUGUCAAAAAAUUUAUAUGGCCAACAUUCAAUCACUAGAAGUGUUGAUCAUCCCACGCGGCAUUGAAAGAGGCUGGAAUGAGAGCGAUAACUAUGUAAAUGAGGAUCAGCUCGCGAUCAAUCUGUCACCACUUGAACGUCUUCGGAAUGUUCAGCAAGUCGUCAUCCGGUCUGCAGAGUUUCACGAGAUUCCGGGUUUCGCAUUCGAUAAGAAACUUGCGGAUGAGCUCAUACCAAUCUUGCCCGACGCAUUUGAUGAGCUGCGGCUCAUUGACCUUAUUCAGGGUGACUCGGAGGUUGAGACAAUUGCGGAGAUGUACAAAAGUCUUCUCGCCUACGCCCAAGCCUACGAACGAUUGAAGACCUUUCAGUUAUCAAUGGACAUGAAUGACAUGAAUGACAUAAAAGAAAUGCCAGACCGGGGGUACAGCUUUGAACCCACCAAGGAUGUUGCCAUCUCUGAUCUAUACAUCAAUCCAUUCAAGGCCAGCUCUCAUCCUGUCGAAAGAGCAAUCAGUGCAGCCAAGACUUCAAUGUUUCAGGAUAAGAUAAAUGAUUUCAAAACCAAUCGUUCCAUUUUAAUUCAGUACUUGGAGCCCCAGUACCAGACCAUUGAAGCUGCAUUCAAGAACUUGGUCGAUUAUAUCAAACCCCAUAAUAUGUCAUAUGGGUUCUUCCAGUGCCCUUCAUUUAUCCACACGAAUGAAGAUGAAUAUGAAGAUGGAAUCGCCUCGUACAAUGAUAUUGCCACACAAGCUUUGGUCUUGCUAGAAGACUAUGCUGCUAGCUUCAAGCGUAAGUUAGAGCCGGCUACAAAGGUUGAGAUACGAAAGUAUAAGUCUCUUUUCAAUACCCUCUAUGACGAUCUUCCACGCGAACGACUCAUGAAGCUAUGCGAGAUGGCUUAUGAGAAGCAAUGGUGGAGUCAAUUCAUUGAAAGUUAUAGGGAGGCUGUAAAUGAUAUGGAUUCUCAAUAUCUUGCGAUUCGACAGGCUCGAAAGAAGUUGUAUGCGUGGGAUCUUCAGGCAACCGUACGGGAAGUGGAUGUGAAGGCUAUGCUUUCCGAUGAGGUGAUUAAUUGGGACGUAUGUGAACCAGACUUGGAGUCAAUGAGGCGUGGCGCAGAUACCGCUCUUAUGGAGGGCAUGAAGUAGACCAUGAAUACGAUAAUUAUAGCGAUAGCUAUGGCAAUGGUUGGCCCUCUGCAGAUAGAGGACAUCUUCCAUCUAAACCCACUUUAAGAGCAGUCAAAAAAUGCAGAGGUCUGAUAAAGGGUUGUUUAGACA
Molecule: messenger RNA, 2019 nt
Organism: Botrytis cinerea B05.10
Lineage: Eukaryota; Fungi; Ascomycota; Leotiomycetes; Helotiales; Sclerotiniaceae
Exons: 1
Coding region: 1-1887 (628 amino acids)
Source: RefSeq, a predicted model, not a curated record